Molecule: messenger RNA, 954 nt
Organism: Insectozyma verbasci
Lineage: Eukaryota; Fungi; Ascomycota; Pichiomycetes; Serinales; Debaryomycetaceae
Source: the annotation of a GenBank genome assembly
AUGACUGCUAGUGCUCAAUAUAAUUAUAAUAGAAGAAAUUCAAGUACUACUUCGACUCCAUAUACCAUACCUACAAAACAUCACCAUCAUCAUCAUCCACAUAGUAAUAAUAAUCAUCAUCAUCACCCACACCAUCAUCGUCAUAUAAAUCAACAACCACAAAACCAGGGACUAGUACAACCACAGACAAUAACUUAUAAUUACCAACAACAUGAUCAACAACAUCCACAGUCACCUCCAUUAUCUGCUUCUGUACCGACCUUAUCUCGAGAAUUUGUAGUUCGAAGAAUAUCAGAAGGUGAAACAGGAAGAUUAAAAGAAGAAUUAAGAUGUGAAGCAUGCGGCAAAGGAUAUAAACAUAUUUCAUCAUUAGCUAAACAUUUAUGGGAACAUACACCAGAAUGGAACGUAACUAAAAAAUUACUAAUUCUGAAACAUCAACAAGUACAAUUAUUAGAAGCAGCAAGUAUAUUGGUUGGAAUGAAUGAGAAUCAAACACACUCCCCAUCAAAUCCAAAUUUUCACAGACGUACACAAUCAGAACAACAUAAUUCUGCUCCUCCAGUUUUUUCAAAUUCAAAUACUCCUACCCCACCUAAAGAAAAUGAUGAAUUAUUUAAAGAUGAAAAUGAUGAAGAACAUUCAGAUGUUGAUUCAGCUACAAGUUCAAGUUCUGGAUCUAAUAUUAAAUUGAAGUUAGAUAGGUCAUUAUCAGUUUCUCAACAUCCACCAAAUCAUGAAUUAGAACAUCCAAUGUCUCCAACUAUGAAUAUGAAUGGGUUUAAAAGAAAUUCAAUUGGGAAUAUAAUAGAUACUAGUUUAAAAUCACCAAUGGGUUCAACUACAAAUACAGAAUCAAAUUUGAAUACUCCAAUAAGUGCACAUUUUAAAACACCAACAAAUGGAAAAGAUAAUUUAUUUGAAGAUGGAGUAAUUGAAAAAAUGGAAGAUUGA